Molecule: messenger RNA, 2838 nt
Organism: Plasmodium berghei ANKA
Lineage: Eukaryota; Apicomplexa; Aconoidasida; Haemosporida; Plasmodiidae
Product: DNA replication licensing factor MCM3, putative
Exons: 2
Coding region: 1-2838 (945 amino acids)
Biological process (GO): DNA strand elongation involved in DNA replication; mitotic DNA replication initiation; double-strand break repair via break-induced replication
Cellular component (GO): MCM complex; nucleus
Molecular function (GO): single-stranded DNA helicase activity; ATP binding; ATP hydrolysis activity
Source: RefSeq, a predicted model, not a curated record
AUGGAGAAUCUGAGUAUUCAAAAAAGCGUUUCUCCGUCAAGGAGAUCUGAUUUUAGGGCAUAUAAUAAUUCACUAAUAAAUUACACCCUAAUGGAUUCUUCUAUUAAUAAUUCCUCGAUUUUAGAUAAUUCAAUGAGGUUGGAUAAAGAAAAUAAAGAAAAAAAACUCCAAAAAAUAAAUAACAAUAUUAUUAGUGAAUAUGAGUCAGGAAGACAAAGUGUUGUUUUUACACAACAAAAAUAUAAACAAUUGUUAGACGGGUUCUUAUUAUUUGUCCAAACAAAUAAAUAUAUCCAUCAAAAAAUAACAGAAUUAAGAGCUGAUGCUACAGAAGAAUAUAAUAAAAUGAUGGAUAAAAAUAUACCUAACAUAAUAAUACAUCAAAGGUUGAUAUGUAAUAUCAAUAACUUUCAAACGGGUAAUGAACAAUUCGAAUUAUUAGCUAAAUGCUUAAUAAAAGAACCAUAUUUAGCAUUACCCGCUUACCAAGCUGCUAUAAAAGAGUUAUGGAAAUCUCAAGAUAGUAAAAUAGAUAUAGAGUGUCCCAAAAUUGGUAUAUCUGGAUGGUUAGGUAGACAUCAUGUAACUCCAAGAGGUUUACAAAGCUCAAUGAUUAAUAAAUUAGUUGCAGUAGAAGGUGUAGUAAACAAAUGCUCCACAGUUCAACCUAAACUAGUUCAAUCUGUUUAUAUUGGUGAAGCAGUACAUGACAUAAAUGCAGAUGUUAGAAGUGAAGAAAAAACUGUUCAUUUAAGACCACAUUAUGAUAUAACUGAUUUUGAUAAAACAGCUAAAGAUUCUGGAAGACCUCCAGCCUCAGAUCCAGAAGGAAAAAUCAUGCACAGACAUGAAAUAGGAUUAUGCAAAUAUAAAAACCAUCAAAAAUUCGUUAUUCAAGAAACACCAGAAGAUGCACCAACGGGGCAAAUGCCGAGAUGGGUAGAAGUAAUAGUAGAAGAUGAUUUAUGUGAUAUUGUAAAAUGUGGAGAUCGUGUCAGAGUAUGGGGGGUUUAUAGAGCUAGCUGUGGGCAAGCCAAUAGCACUAACAGCGGAUUAGGUAGAUCAUUUUUAAUAGCCAAUAAUGUUCUAGUUAAAAAUAAAGAAACAUAUGAUACUAAUCUAUUUAUUUCUGAAGCUGAUAAAAAAAAUUUCCAUGCAUUUGCAAAAAAACAAAACACUAUAGAUAUAUUAGGUUAUUCUUUUGCCCCUUCUAUAUGUGGCCAAGAUAUUGUAAAAAAGGGAAUUGUACUUAUGUUAGCAGGAGGAACAGAACGUGCAUUACCUUCUCAUCAUAUAAGAGGUGACAUACAUAUAAUGUUAGUUGGAGAUCCAAGUUGUGGUAAAUCACAAUUAUUACGUUAUGUUAUGAGUAUUAUGCCAGGCACAGUUUCAGCAACAGGCAGAGGUUCAUCAGGUGUUGGUUUAACAGCCGCUAUUGUGACUGACCAAGAUACUGGGGAACGUGUUGUUGAGGGAGGUGCUAUGGUUAUGGGUGAUAGAAGAGUUGUAUGUAUCGAUGAAUUUGAUAAAAUGCAACAAACUGAUAGAGUAGCUAUUCAUGAAGUUAUGGAACAACAAACAGUUACUGUUGCAAAGGCUGGUAUACAUACCACAUUAAAUGCUAGAUGUACUGUUUUAGCAGCAGCUAAUCCAUUAUAUGGUUGUUGGAAUGACUCACUUGAUAUGGGACAACAAUUACAAUUUGAACCAUCUUUACUUUCUCGUUUUGAUUUAAUAUUUUUAGUUAGAGAUAGUACUACAGAACAAGAUGAUGAAAGAAUUGCAGAAUCUGUUUUAAGAAAUGUUACAGAAAAAGCAAAACCAAUAUUAAAUGAAAAUAGAAAUAGCCAAAAAAAUUUUGUUAUACAAGCAGAUAGCUAUGAUAUUAAUCAAAAGGCUCAACAUAUUAGCAUAUACAACGAAAGAGAAGUAAAUAAUAAUAAUAAUGAUCCAACAAAUGCCCAAGAUAAUGAAGAAUUUGAAACUCCUAUAUUUGCAAACAGAGAUGAAAUGAUAUAUUAUGACAAAAAUGGUAUAGAACAUGAAAUAUUAACAGUCCCUUUUUUUAAAAAAUAUUUACACUAUGUUAAAAAUGUCUUUUAUAAUGAAAAACAAAGAACUGAUGGAUGGAAACCAUAUCCUGAAGUUAGUGAUGAGGCAUGUGAAGUGAUUACCGAAUUAUAUGCGGAUUUAAGAGAAAAAGCUGCUAAAUAUUCACAUAACAAAAUUAUACAAGGUGUUACACCAAGAACUUUAGAAGCCAUCAUUCGUAUAGCCUCUUCCCAUGCUAAAUUAAAACUAAAUAGAUAUGUAACAAGUGUAGAUGUUAAUUAUGCAAAAAAAUUAUUGAUGUAUACUUUAUUUGGCGAAGAAAUUGUAGAAUCAGAAGAUGAAUAUGAAGAGGAGGACUAUGAUGAUGAUGAUGAAGAAUAUAUUCAUAAACCGCAAAAUAAAAAAAAUAAAACCAAAUCAAAAAAAAGAACUUCUGAAAAACAAACUACUAGUAGAAAAAAAAAUAAAACAAAUAAAUCGACAGAUAACCAGGACAAUGGCAAUCCAAUGAUAGAUGACCAACAACCUGCUAGUGCUAAAGCUACCCCACUUGAUGUUAAGGAGAUAGAAAGAUUGAUCGUUGAAAAUGUUACUCUUAAUGACCCUGGCGAUGGAUUGCGCGAUGAAGCCCUCCUCGAUUUGAUCAUCUUGGGCAACAAAGAUAAAAUGCCUCAGAUAGCCAAGUUGGAUAUCUCGACCCUUCGCAAAAUUAUAAAUUCCUUGAACGAGAUGGACGGUGCACCAAUUUAUUAUGUCAAAAAGGACAAAAUAGUUUAUAAAUGCUGA